Molecule: messenger RNA, 1579 nt
Organism: Periophthalmus magnuspinnatus
Lineage: Eukaryota; Metazoa; Chordata; Actinopteri; Gobiiformes; Gobiidae
Gene: mlx
Product: MAX dimerization protein MLX
Exons: 8
Coding region: 29-769 (246 amino acids)
Biological process (GO): regulation of transcription by RNA polymerase II
Cellular component (GO): nucleus
Molecular function (GO): protein dimerization activity; RNA polymerase II cis-regulatory region sequence-specific DNA binding; DNA-binding transcription factor activity, RNA polymerase II-specific
Source: RefSeq, a predicted model, not a curated record
GAAGGCAGCAGAGGUCUUAUUUUUUAAGAUGACGGAUCCUACAACGUCGCCUGAAGACCACUGGAAACAGACUGACGAUGCCUUCAGCGAUGGAGGGUUUGACCACAGUUUCUUCUCUGAAACGGUGAGAAAAGACCCAGUUGUUUCCAGGGCUAACAGCAUCGGCUCCACAAGUGCCUCCUCAGUACCAAACACAGAUGAUGAAGACAGUGACUACAGACAUGAGACUUCAUAUAAAGACUCAUACAAAGACCGGCGGAGACAAGCGCACACACAGGCUGAACAGAAGAGACGAGACGCUAUAAAGGCUGGUUAUGAUGACCUGCAGUCCAUAGUGCCCACCUGUCAGCAGCAGUCUGAGUUUGCAGUGGGAGCACAGAAAAUCAGCAAAGCUACAAUACUGCAGAAAACAAUUGACUACAUCCAUUUUCUCCACAAAGAAAAGAAGAAGCAAGAGGAGGAAGUGUCAUUGCUCAGGAAAGAAGUCAUGGCGCUAAAGAUUAUGAAAACGAAUUACGAGCACAUAGUGAAGGCCCACCAGACCAACCCACAGCAGGGGCAGGAUCAAGUGUCGGACCAAGUGAAGUUUAACAUCUUUCAGAACAUCAUGGACUGUCUGUUCCAGUCGUUCAGCAGCUCGGUGUCUGUCAACAGCUUCCAGGAGCUGUCAGCCUGUGUGUUCAGCUGGAUCGAGGAGCACUGCAAACCUCAGACCCUGAGGGAGUUUGUGGUUGGCGUCCUCCGGCAGCUUAACGGACAGCUUUAUUGAUCCAGUGCACUGUGAACUUUUCCACUCAGACUUUGUACUUUCUCUGGCCUUCUGGGACAGGUUGAAAGCUUUUACCUUGGGUUACACCUUUAGUAUUAUUCAUUCUCUGCAGCUUAGCUGUGACCCAGGCUGCAAUACCUCAACCCACCACAGGGGCAUAUCCUCAUGUUGCUUUUUAUUGUUUGUAUUCUACAGUGUUUUAAUCUUCAUGUCCAAGUACAAGGGAUGUUCUUGGUCUGUUUUCUCAGUUGUGCCAGUUUAUAUUUUAAUAGAUUCAUGACUUAAGUGCGACAUCAUCACAGCUUGUUUGGGUCUGAAGAAGAAAUGGGAAACUUUAACUUUUCUCUAUAUUGAAAAAAAUCCCACAUUUAUAUUUUUUACUGUCAAAAUUAUUACAAUUUAAAUUUGGGCAUUGAUGAUUUUAAUAUAAAAGUUUAUGAUGAAAGUUCAUACGCUUAUAUUUGUUUAAUUAAAUCCCCAUUGUAGUGAAAGAAGCUGGAAUUCCACUGGACCGAGAAGUAGACUGAUGAUGUCAUUGUCUUAAUUUAAAAUUGUAGUUCAUGUACCACACAGGUACUCACCACACUACUUUAUUUUAGUGCAAAGAUCACUUUAAUCCUGUUUGGAGGUUAUUCAGUUGCGAUCUUGACAAGCAAAGCCUUUUUAUGCAUCAUGUUAUUCACUAUUGUUCAGCUAAAAGUGGGCGAGACACUGUGGGGUUUAGCCACAGUUUUACUUUAUAAGCUACUUGUGGCCUUGAUCACUGGAACUGCCCUAAUUAUUCAAAUACAUGUUUUAUACAAACCAAAA